Molecule: messenger RNA, 5113 nt
Organism: Taeniopygia guttata (zebra finch)
Lineage: Eukaryota; Metazoa; Chordata; Aves; Passeriformes; Estrildidae
Gene: LIN54
Product: lin-54 DREAM MuvB core complex component
Biological process (GO): regulation of DNA-templated transcription
Cellular component (GO): nucleus
Source: RefSeq, a predicted model, not a curated record
GGCACGGUAUUAUGGGAUGCGGCGGGGGAAUGGCGCGGGGCGCGUGAUUUUGAACAAACGCGGCGGCGGGAUUGGCGCGGGCGCGGCCGCCGCGGCACCGGGGGCCGCCGGCACUGGCGAGAGGCACCGCUAGCGAAGGAAGAAGAAGAGCGCCCGCCCGCCCGCCCGUACCUGCUCCGGCCAUCACUGCCACAGCUGCUGAGAUGGAGGUGGUUUCAGCAGAAGUGAACAGCUUGCUCCCUGAGGAAAUCAUGGACACUGGCAUAACUCUGGUGGAAGAUGACAGCAUCGAGGCUGUUAUUGUGUCUUCGCCAAUGGGAGAGUCUAUUCCCAUGGAAACAGAACUGGAAGAAAUAGUGAACAUGAACUCCACCAGCGACUCCUCAGCCACGACUACAGCCACAGUCACCACGGAAUCGGUCCCUGCGCCCAGCAGCUACUCAGGAGAUACAGCACUGACCCCCACAGCCCCAAGCCCUGAUGUGAAUGCAGCUGUAAAGCCUGCCUUCCCAGGUGGCCUCCAUAAACUUGGUGCUCAGACCCCUGUCACUAUAUCAGCUAAUCAGAUUAUUCUGAACAAGGCCACUGAUAUUAAAAUAGGCAGUCAGAGUAUUAAACCAGAUGGGCAAAAGCUGAUUGUAACAACUUUGGGCAAGUCUGGCCAGCCCAUUGUUUUAGCAUUACCCCACAGCCAGCUCCCGCAGUCGCAGAAGGCUGUGUCCCAAGCCCAGGGUGGAGAGUCCAAGGUACAAGGCCAGCAGAUCAAAGUUGUCAUUGGAGGUCGGUCGGAAGUGAAACCUGUUGUAGGUGCCUCAGCUUUGACGCAGGGAAGUCAGCUGAUAAACACUGCGGCCCAGCCCUCUGUCUUGCAGUCCCAGCAAGUAAAAACAGUACAGAUUGCGAAGAAGACUCGAACCCCAACUUCUGGCCCGGUGAUCACCAAGCUGAUAUUUGCAAAACCAAUCAAUAGCAAAGCUGUUACAGGGCAGACCACUCAAGUGUCACCAGUCAUUGCAGGUAGGGUUUUUUCACAGUCUGCUCCAGGGACACCACCAAAGACAAUAACCAUCUCUGAGAGUGGAGUCAUUGGAUCAUCUUUGAGCACAACACAACAGACACCGAAUAAAAUAGCUAUCUCACCACUCAAAUCCCCCAAUAAGCUAACUGUGGUGUCAGUGGCCUCCCAGCCUCCCAACUCCCCCCAGAAGACGGUGGGCGUCCCACUGAAUGUAGCGUUAGGACAGCAGAUCCUCACAGUGCAGCAGUCAGCACCCUCCUCCCCUGGGAAGGCCAUAGUCAACCACACAACCACCCAGGCUGUGAAAUCAGCAGUGCAGACCAUUACUGUAGGAGGAGUGGGUACAUCUCAAUUUAAGACAAUUAUUCCCUUGGCAACUGCACCCAAUGUUCAGCAGAUUCAGGUACCUGGAAGCAAGUUCCAUUAUGUCAGACUCGUUACUGCCACAACAGCCAGUAGUUCAACCCAAUCUGCCAGCCAAAAUCCCAGUACGAAUACUCAGCCUCUGCAACAGGCGAAGCCCGUGGUGGUGAACGCGACCCCUGUGCGUAUGUCAGUUCCCAUAGUACCAGCACAGACUGUGAAACAGGUGGUGCCCAAACCAAUCAACUCAACUUCUCAAAUAGUCACUACUAGUCAGCCUCAACAAAGACUUAUCAUGCCAGCCACUCCACUGCCACAGAUCCAGCCCAACCUCACCAACCUCCCUCCAGGCACUGUGCUGGCACCAGCCCCUGGCACAGGAAAUGUUGGUUAUGCAGUCCUUCCAGCUCAGUAUGUCACACAGCUACAACAGUCAUCCUAUGUAUCCAUAGCAAGCAACACUGGCUUCACAGGGACAUCCAGUGUCCAGUCCCAGGCACGCCUGCCAUUUAAUGGAAUAAUUUCUUCUGAGUCUGCAAACCGCCCCAGGAAGCCGUGCAAUUGUACUAAGUCUCUGUGUUUGAAGUUAUAUUGCGACUGUUUUGCAAACGGUGAAUUCUGCAAUAACUGCAACUGUACAAAUUGUUAUAACAACCUGGACCAUGAAAAUGAUAGGCAAAAAGCAAUAAAGGCCUGCCUUGACAGAAACCCUGAAGCCUUCAAGCCCAAAAUAGGGAAAGGAAAGGAAGGAGAAUCGGAUCGGAGGCACAGCAAAGGGUGUAACUGUAAACGCUCAGGAUGUCUCAAAAACUACUGCGAAUGUUAUGAGGCAAAAAUCAUGUGUUCUUCCAUAUGCAAAUGUAUUGGCUGUAAAAAUUUUGAAGAAAGCCCGGAGCGAAAGACAUUGAUGCAUUUAGCAGAUGCUGCAGAGGUCAGGGUGCAGCAGCAGACUGCUGCAAAGACCAAGUUAUCUUCCCAGAUCUCAGACUUGCUGACAAGGCCAACACCAGCACUCAGCAGUGGUGGUGGGAAGCUGCCCUUUACAUUUGUCACCAAGGAAGUGGCCGAUGCAACCUGUGAAUGCCUCCUGGCACAGGCAGAGCAAGCGGAGAAGACGGGCAAGUCCAAAGCUGCAGCAGAGCGCAUGAUCCUGGAGGAGUUUGGACGCUGUCUGAUGAGGGUUAUCAGCUCUGCAGGGAAGUCCAAAAGUGACCCUUGUGCCAUGAACUGCUGACUCAUGCACAUGAGCCACAAUGAAGCGGACUGAACAUAACACUUAAGGCACAGGGACACUUUGGUUUAGCAUAAAGGAUGGAUUUAAUAAUAUUUGUUAAUUUGGUGCUUGUUGUAAAUUGACCCAUGUAAGAUUGAAACAAGAAAUUCUUUUAUAACAAGAUGUAGAGCCUUUUAAAUCUUAGCUAAAUCCUCUUCUAUGUCAGACAAUGCCUAAAAGUCAGUUCUUCUUCCCAAUGUACAGCUUUUACCCUGAGUGUCUUAAAAAGUAGAUGUGUUCUCCCCUUUCCCCCAGAAUUAAUUGUCCAAAGGGCAGAUAUAAAUUAUUAUAAUAUAUAUUAUUUACAGUGUAUGGAUUUGCAUCACUGUGCAUAGAGGAAAACACAGGUGAUGUCAACAGCCAGGUCAUGCUUUUGCUGAGAGGCCUGUAAUCUGGAAGUAGCAGUGUAUCCAAGAUAAUUCUGAAAGGAAAUAGGUAGACAUAAGCAUGUAAAUGGAAAGUAGUACUUGUAUUUAGGACUUGACACAGCAUGUCCCUGUAGUGCACGGAGCACUGCGAGAUACAUAGGUAAUAAUACAGAGGGGUUGCUUGCAGAUGUAGCACUGAGCAAGUCAUGGAGAAUGUUUCUGGAGCAGGGCCCAAGGAGUACAGACGUGAAUGGCAUUACAGGGAAUUUUUUAUAGGAAUGGGGCAGAGUGCUCAGGUGUUUCUUAAGCUGGAACUGGAAGUCUAAGACAGUGGCCUGUCCUCAGAAGUGAGGAAGAGCAGCCACAAUGCCAGACUGUCUGCCCAGUGUAGUGUUACUAAGUGUGUAGCAGAUUGAUGCUGUUUAGGUGACGCUUGGUUUUCAGAGGUCUGCAGCAGCCUAAUCCCUCACUGGAAAUAGGGCUGUGCAGUCAGUUAUGUUUUCUAGGACCAAGCUAUAACCCUGGGAAAAUAUUUAGGCCUGAGAAGCUGAAGUCACAGGAGAUGACAAUGUGCAGCUGAAUCGACUUGCAAAUGCAGGUAGGGAUCAUGUUCAGCCUGUUGUGGGUGUUCAGUAUGCUGCAUCUCUCCGUGUUGGCAAUUUAUUCGGCAUAAAGACUCUUUUAGUGUUGUUUAGAAUAACUGUGAGAGCUGUGAUCAGAGAAAGUGCUAGCACAGAAUCAGGAUUGCUACAAAAACAGAUGCAGAUCCCUUUUACACUAAAUGGGGGGCAAUCAGCUAUAGUUGGGCAUAGACUAAGGCAGGGGAUUUUUUUCAGUAUUUCUUACAGGCAAUAUCAGAUCACAUUUUUGAUAGUGGAACACAUUUGCAGAAUUAACCUGGUUGGGUUAGUUACCUAUCAUGAACAUCCAUUAACCAUGUUUAAUCACAGGCAUUUUUAUUACCUAUCUCACUGCAGCCUGAACUAGCUACAUUUUUUCCAAAAGGGAUUUUGCACUCCUUCUAUAAAACUGUACAUACAGUUCCAGGCUGGGGAGAGGUAGGGGCUAGGCACACCAGCAGCAGAGCCUCAGUGUGUGAAGGCAAUAGGGUGGGAAGAUGCUUCACCUCCCAGCCCUGUGCACUGUGCAGAAGGCCCUUGACCCUUCUCUGGUGCCUCCUUGAAAUGCCUGGGUGGCAUGAAGAGCCUGGGAGGCAGCCAGCAGCAGUGGUGGGCUCACAGACGAGGUCUGACCUGCCAGUCACUGUCUGAAGGGCUCUGUCAGCUAAGGACAUCUCCCCGAGUAUAAAUAGCAAUGUUUGUGCAAAUCUCUGAAAAGGGAAGCCACCUCUCAUGUAAGUAAAUGCCAUGUUUUUUCAUUAUUAGGAGUUGGAUUUAUUAAAAAAUCAGUGCAGUAACUUUACCUGUAGAUAGUGCAGAUAUUCCGUUCCCUUCUAGACCUAAUAUAGUCUGUCCAGUAAGAUUUGUAUAAAUGUAAAUUAGUGUAAGUGAAUAAAGUAAUACCUACUUACGUUAUAUUUCAAACAGAUUGCAAUAUGCCUUUUGUUUAGACUUCAAUCUGUGUUAAUUUUGUAUAUAUUCAGUGUUUUACUCUAAAUUGCACCUUUUGUGAUGUGUAUUUAUAUACAGUGUGCAAAAGCACUUGUGAAAUUUAGAUUACAGUUGUAAUUAUGUAUGAUGGCAUUGCUGGAGAAUAUUUUGCUUGUAAAGACUUUGAAGGUGCAAUCAAAUGCUCUUAGUUCUUCUAUUUUGUUUUGAACAAGCUUUCUCAAAUAUUAAGCUUGGAUUCCUCUCUCCUUUCUCCCUGGUGUAGAGUGUAUGAAUUGGUUUUUGUACUUCCUUAGCCAUUUGCAUCAAACUGCUGGACAAGAUUAACAGUCAAGUUCAUCCAGUUACAUAAAAAAUAAUUGGGAAAGGGGGAAGGGUUCAUUUUAUAGUUCUGUUUACAUCCAAAAGUAGAAAAAUUAAAUUUAUAUUUACAAGACCUAUUCAAAGAAUACACUUUUCUAUGUUGUACAAAUAAAACAGUCAGAUAAAUCACAAAAAAUAAACAUUUAUACUAUUCUGUAAA